This is a messenger RNA of Jaculus jaculus (lesser Egyptian jerboa), 1971 nucleotides long. RefSeq names its product leiomodin 3 (gene Lmod3). The transcript is spliced from 4 exons. Gene Ontology annotation, molecular function: tropomyosin binding. The record is from RefSeq and is a predicted model, not a curated record. Gene Ontology annotation, biological process: myofibril assembly; muscle contraction; pointed-end actin filament capping. Lineage: Eukaryota; Metazoa; Chordata; Mammalia; Rodentia; Dipodidae. Gene Ontology annotation, cellular component: myofibril; striated muscle thin filament. The coding region runs from base 89 to 1804 and encodes 571 amino acids.
ACGGGGACAAGUUUACGUGUGUGUUCACAUAUGCUUCCCAGGCGGCACUAACGAGCAAUGGCAGUAAAAUAGAAACAUACAAGGAAAAAUGUCAGAGCACAGCAGAAAUUCAGAUCAAGAAGAAAUUGUUGGUGAGGAGAUUGAUGAAGAUGAAAUUUUGGCCAACUUGUCCCCUGAAGAGCUGAGGGAACUACAGUCAGAAAUGGAAGUGAUGGCCCCUGAUCCCCAUCUUCCUGUGGGAAUGAUUCAGAAAGAUCAAACCGACAAACCACCAACAGGAAACUUUGACCAUAAAUCUCUUGUUGAUUAUAUGUAUUGGCAAAAGGCAUCUAGGCGCAUGCUGGAAGAUGAACGAGUUCCUGUCACCUUUGUACAAUCUGAGGAACACACUCAAGAACAGAAUGAAGAAAGACAUAAGACUAUCAAAAACAUGUCUCAGUUUUUAAAAGAAAAGCUCAAUAGUGAAAUAGCUACAAAUAAAAGGGAAUCAAAAGGCAGCUACAAUGUCCAAAAAGUAGGCAAUGAUGAUGAGGGCAAUGACGAAAAUGGAGACUAUGAACAUGGUGAUAGUGACAACGAUGAAGAAGCUGGAGAAGAUGAAAGUGAAGAUAGUGAUGGUGAAGAAAACAAAAGUGAAGAAGAAAAUGAAACAAAGGAACAAAUCCAAAAUGGUAAAACCAAUUUCCCACAGGCAACUACUAAAGCAUUUGAAGGACAGAACAACAGACUGGAAUUCCAAGAAAAAGGUGAGAAGAAAAUAACAAAAUUAGAUCCUAAGAAGUUAGCUUUAGAUACCAGUUUUCUGAAGGUAAGUGCCCGGCCUUCAGGAAACCAAACAGACCUGGAUGGGAGUUUGAGACGAGUGAGACAAAAUGAUCCUGACAUGAAGGAGCUCAACCUGAACAACAUUGAAAACAUCCCCAAAGAAAUGUUACUGGACUUUGUUAAUGCCAUGAAGAAAAACAAACACAUCAAAACCUUUAGCUUAGCCAACGUCGGUGCAGAUGAGAGCGUUGCGUUUGCCUUGGCCAACAUGCUGCGUGAGAACAGGAGUAUCAUCACGCUCAACAUCGAGUCUAACUUCAUCACAGGAAAAGGCAUAGUGGCCAUCAUGAGGUGCCUGCAGUUUAAUGAGACGUUAACCGAGCUUCGGUUUCAUAAUCAGAGACACAUGCUGGGACACCAUGCCGAGAUGGAAAUUUCCAGACUUUUGAAGGCCAACAACACUCUCCUGAAGAUGGGCUACCAUUUUGAGCUUCCUGGUCCUAGAAUGGUGGUCACUAAUUUGCUCACCAGGAACCAGGAUAAACAAAGGCAGAAAAGACAAAAGGAAGUCAAACAGCAGCAACUCCAAGAGCAAAAAAAGCUAAUAGCUAUGCUGGAGAAUGGGCUAGGACUGCCUCCUGGGAUGUGGGAGAUGUUGGGGGGACCUAUGCCAGAUCCCAGAAUGCAGGAGUUCCUCCAGCCUUCUUCUGGAUGGCCUCCCAAUGCCCAAGCAGCUCCCUUUGGUCAAAGGAAUGAAAUGAUGAAAAAGCCAGCUCAGCCUCCCCAAUGCAAGACAGACCCUGACUCCUUCCGGGUGGUGAAGCUAAAGAGAAUUCAGCGCAAAUCUCGCAUGCCAGAAGCCAGGGAGACAGCAGAGAAAACCAACCUCAAAGAUGUGAUCAAAACACUCAAACCAGUCCCAAGAAAUAGGCCACCCCCACUGGUAGAAAUCACUCCCAGAGAUCAGCUCUUGAAUGACAUCCGUCACAGCAAUGUCGCCUAUCUGAAACCCGUGCAACUCCCAAAAGAGCUGGCGUAAGAGACAGAAGAAUGAUCUAGAAGAGCAUGAAGCUGAAAUGGAUCAGAGCUGAGAAGCUUUCUCACCAACACAGCUUCUGGUUAGAAGUGGCACAACUAGGGCUGGAGAGAUGGCUUAGCGGUUAAGCGCUUGCCUGUGAAACCUAAGGACCCCGGUUCGAGGCUCAA